AUGGAUGAAUCGGUGGAUCCUGUGGAGCUGCUUCUACGACUACUGAUACGGCACAAACCUCAUCUGAAACCAUAUGCCUACAGACAAGAUAGCUGGCAAAGGGUGCUCGAUGAGUACAACAGACAGACUGGGUCAAGAUAUAGACAAUCAAGGACGUUAAAAACCAAAUUUCGUCGACUGAAGGACCUCUUCAGCGCAGAUCGAGCCCAAUUCUCUCCUUCCCAGUUGAAGCUGAUGGGAGCACUCUUGGACGAAGCACCAGAACAUCCAAGACCAAGAACUAAAUUCGGAAAUGAAUCAUCUUCAUCCUUAUCAUCAUCUUCUUUCAUUAAAAGUCAUCCGGGGCCUGAUCCGUUUCAACAAUUAUCAUCCGCUGAACAUCCGAAUAACCACAGCUCCGACGAUGAGCAUUCAGGCUCACAACCGCUGCCCCUGGAUUCAAUAACGAUUGGAAUUCCGCCUACUCUUCACACAAUCCCCAUGAUUCUGUCUAAGGAUAACGACGUCGGGAAAGUCAUCAAAAGCCCUAAGAUAAACAAGGGUACAAAUAGGUUCAGCGAGACAGUACUGCCUCCACAAAUGGCUGCUGAGCAAUCGUGGUCGGACUCUAAUAUGGAAUUGGAAAUAUGUCUAGAUUAUCUUCACAACGAACUCGAGGUGAUAAAGAAAAGGCAAGAAGAUUUUGAGUGUAAAGUUUUAAACAAGCUCAACAUAAUUGAGGCUCUCCUUUCACAGAUGAGACCACCCAGCCAAGGAGAUAAAAUAUAA
Molecule: messenger RNA, 768 nt
Organism: Saccharomyces cerevisiae S288C
Lineage: Eukaryota; Fungi; Ascomycota; Saccharomycetes; Saccharomycetales; Saccharomycetaceae
Gene: DAL82
Product: Dal82p
Exons: 1
Coding region: 1-768 (255 amino acids)
Source: RefSeq, marked reviewed